AUGUCACAAACACUCGUUCAGUCUAAAAAAUCGGUGCCUAAGACCUCAAGUCUGCGCCAUGAGCUUCAUUCAAGUCUCAAAGGACACCUUGAUUUUGACCAGGCAAAGCUUGAACGCCUGCAAGCUGCUGAUUUCGCCUCCUUCACGGCCCUGUGGUGGCCUGAUGCAGACUUGGAAAAGCUCGAGAUUUUGUCAUACCUUGUCAUCUGGCUCUUCACGUGGGACGAUGAAAUAGAUGAGCCCACCGGCACCUACUCCGAAGAUUUUGAAGAGGCACAAAAAUACAGAGAGCGGACACUCUUCUUUGUUGGCCACUGUCUUGGGCUGUCUGACGGAAUCAAAAACUCCAAGCCUCAAAACAGAAUUGUGCAGAGCUUCGACGUUAUUGGAGCUUCACUCAAGGCCUCGUACACAACAAGCCAGUGUCAACGCUUCUAUGACGAGGUGGCUCAGUUCAUGAAUGCCUCAGAAUACGAGCAGUCAGGCCGUCUUAACGGACAUAUCUUCUCCCUUGAGGAAUAUUGGAAGUUCCGCCUAGGUACUAGUGCCGUGUACAUUGGCUCUGCAGCUGGCGAGUAUUCGGCAUCCCUUUGUAUCCCCGCAGGUAUCAUGCGCAGCCCGCCUAUGCAAGCCAUAUGGGACGAGACAAACAUCAUGAUAUCCAUCACAAAUGACCUGCUUUCCCUCAUGAAGGAAAUGAGGCUCGGAUGUAUCGACAGUGUCGUUCCACUCACAUUUAUGAUAACCCGUAAUAUUCCCCAAGCCAUUUCCAAGACAAUCGAAGUCUUACAGCAGUCAAAGGCGCGUUUCGAUGCUGCUUCAAAGGAAGUCAUUGAACAGCAGUGCGGUGAUGACUUCCUACGUCAGGAGGUAUCAGAAUUUAUCCAAGUCCAGAGGAGCAACUGUGUUGGAAAUCUAGUAUGGAGGUAA
Molecule: messenger RNA, 930 nt
Organism: Geosmithia morbida
Lineage: Eukaryota; Fungi; Ascomycota; Sordariomycetes; Hypocreales; Bionectriaceae
Exons: 2
Coding region: 1-930 (309 amino acids)
Source: RefSeq, a predicted model, not a curated record